Messenger RNA from Anopheles coluzzii, 1102 nucleotides. RefSeq names its product pleckstrin homology domain-containing family F member 2 (gene rush). The record is from RefSeq and is a predicted model, not a curated record. Lineage: Eukaryota; Metazoa; Arthropoda; Insecta; Diptera; Culicidae. The coding region runs from base 225 to 1028 and encodes 267 amino acids. The transcript has 7 exons. Gene Ontology annotation, molecular function: phosphatidylinositol binding; metal ion binding. Gene Ontology annotation, cellular component: early endosome.
ACGUUUGUAAAAUAUGCAGCACUCUUGUGUCAGCAACAGCAGCGACUGAUCAAUUAUCAAAACAGAGAGUUGGAAAAGAGCGAAAAGGAUAUUUAUUAAAUCAUACUGCAUACUGUGCGGGUUUUCAUUUUAUUAUAUAGUGGAUUGUCUCGGCAAUUUUGAAAUAUAGUUAGGGUGUGUGUUUUGCAUAGUUUUAAAUACAUUGAAAUUAGUGCUGCUCAAAUAUGGUUGACAAAUUAGUUAACAGCGAAGCCAAUGCUCGCCGAAUACAGAUGGUGGAAAACUGUUUCGGAACAUCUGGCCAACCAUUGUUUCUUCCCGGGCGGGUCCUGGUAGGUGAAGGUGUUCUUACAAAGAUGUGUCGUAAACGACCAAAAGCUCGUCAAUUUUUCCUAUUUAAUGAUAUUUUGGUGUAUGGCAAUAUUGUUAUUGGCAAGAAGAAGUACAACAAACAACACUUAAUACCGCUCGAAGAAGUCCAACUGCAAGCACUGGAAGAUAAUGGUCAGUACCGGAAUGGAUGGCUGAUACGUACAGCGACUAAGUCGUUUGCUGUGUAUGCUGCGACACAAACAGAGAAGCAGGAAUGGAUGGCACACAUCAACAAGUGCAUAGAAGAUUUAUUGCGCAAGAGCGGCAAGAAACCAGUUGAAACACAUGCUGCUGUAUGGGUUCCGGAUAGUGAAGCUACCAUCUGCAUGCAUUGUAAAAAGACUCAUUUUACUAUGAUUAACAGACGGCAUCAUUGUCGAAAUUGUGGAGCAGUAGUCUGUGGUCCUUGUUCGUCGAAAAAAUUUAUUCUACCAGGCCAGAGCAAUAAACCUCUGCGAGUAUGUCUGGAUUGCUAUGACAAUCUCACAUCAAUGAAGCGUGACGGAAACAAAGCACUUGCCGGCAACAACAACAAACCAGCUAACUCUACUGAAAGCUCCGGUGAAGAUGAUUCAGGAGAUGAUGACGAAACUCUUAAGGAUAACGUGACCCACGACGAGCCCAAAUUUUACGCUGAUGGUAAACUUGAAAAAUAGAACUGUGAGUGCUUUAAUGUUCAUAGAUAAUACCAGCAGUUGUUAUAAUAAAGUAAUUAUCUCGGGAGAAUGUA